Molecule: messenger RNA, 1530 nt
Organism: Aspergillus mulundensis
Lineage: Eukaryota; Fungi; Ascomycota; Eurotiomycetes; Eurotiales; Aspergillaceae
Product: MFS transporter
Exons: 1
Coding region: 1-1530 (509 amino acids)
Biological process (GO): transmembrane transport
Molecular function (GO): transmembrane transporter activity
Source: RefSeq, a predicted model, not a curated record
AUGUCCGACCGUGAGAGCGUCAAGGAGGCAACCGUGGUGUCGGAGGAGGAAGCCCUAUCUCUCGCCCGCAGCCGUCCAGGCGAAGCGCUCCCCUUGAGCAUCACCUUUGGAGCCAACGACCGCGACAACCCGCGGUGCUGGGGCUUCUGGCGCAAGUGGUACAUCACCUGCUUCGUGAGCAUGCUCAAUAUAGUCACGACCUGGUGCGCCGGCGCCUUCUCAUCCGGGGCGCCCGAGAUCGCCGAGCACUUCGGCGUCUCCAGCGAAGUCACCACGCUCUGCCUGUCCAUGUACGUGCUCGGAUACGCCGUCGGGCCCGUCCUCCUGGCGCCGCUGUCCGAGUACUACGGCCGCCAGCCCGUGUAUCUGGUCUCGUGGUUCCUGGUCUGCCUCUUCCAGCUCCCACUCGCACUGGCCCCCAACAUCGGGACCAUGAUCGUCUGCCGGCUCAUCGCGGGCUUAGCAGGAGGCGCACCGUUAACCAACACCGGCGGCACGGUGAGCGAUCUGUGGGAGCGCAACGACAGCGGCGGGCCGAUGGCCGUGUACGGGCUCAGCAGCACCUUCGGCCCGCCCAUGGCGCUGGUGAUGAGCGGGUAUAUCGGGCUGAACCUGGGCUUCCGCUGGAUCUUCUGGAUCCUGAUGAUCAUCACGGGGGCCUUCUGGAUCCUACUGGCCGUGACCGUCCCCGAAACCCGACACAGCAUUAUCCUGCAGCGCAAAGCCGCGCGGGCCCGCAAGACCAUGGAGAAAGAGGGCCUGCGCUCAUGCGACACAACCCACGACCUCCACGCAUCAGAGCGCAAGAACCUGCGCCAACUCUUCGCCCUCACCCUCUCCCGCCCCUUCGUCUUCCUCUUCACCGAGCCCAUCACCACCUUCUCCGCCGUGUACAACGGCUUCCUGUACGGGCUGGUCUACCUCUUCAACGAGGCCUUCCCGCUCGUCUUCGGGCCGACGGGGCACGGGUUCAACGUGGGCCAGCAGGGACUGUGUUUUCUGGGGAUGGCAAUCGGGCCGAUCCUGGCGUUCCUUCUCUCGCCGCUGCAGGAACGGUACUACCUGCGCCGGGUGUCUGAAAACAACGGGAAAUCCGUCCCCGAGGCGCGCAUGUGGAUGGCGCGCGGCGGGGCGGUGCUUAUACCGAUCAGCCUGUUCUGGUUCGGGUGGACGAGCUACAGCUCUGUACACUGGAUCGUGCCGAUUAUCGCGUCCUCGUUCUUCGGCGCGGGAUUGUACAUCGUCAUCCUGAGCAUCCUGAACUACGUGGUGGACGGGUACCAGACGUAUUCAGCGAGCGCAUUAGCAGGGGUGAUAUUGGUGCGGAACGUAGUCGGCGCUGGAUUCCCUUUAUUCGCGACGCAGAUGUACGAGCGGUUAGGGUACGAGUGGGCGAGCAGUCUGCUGGGCUUCAUAGCGAUCCUGCUGGUCCCGAUCCCGUUCGUGUUCUUCUACAAGGGCGAGGCGAUUCGGUACAAGAGCCCCUGGGCGCGCGAGCACUUUGAUUCGAGCGAGGACCAUCCGCAUUGA